Messenger RNA from Oryza sativa Japonica Group (Japanese rice), 2046 nucleotides. Its product is annotated as protein SOSEKI 5. Lineage: Eukaryota; Viridiplantae; Streptophyta; Magnoliopsida; Poales; Poaceae. The record is from RefSeq and is a predicted model, not a curated record.
GGUAGGUACAUCAUAUAUCUUUAUUGUGCGUGGUACGUACGUUGUAUAUAUAUCGUUGUUCAGACAGUUAGAAAAGAAGAUCGAUCGAGCUCGAUCUGUCAUCGACAAUCCAAAAUAUUAUUCCACUUGCAUCUGCAUGCAUACAGAUACAGGCUCUCUCUGCCUCCUGAUCUCUUUGUAUCAUAUCGAUGUCGUGGUUGUCGCAGGCAGAAGCUGGUGGUGGUGGGCGCAGCAAGAAGUCAGCAGCAGGUGAGUUGACGACGACAAGUGAAAAGAAGAAGAAGACGAGGAGGAGGAAGGUGGCGGUGGUGUACUAUCUGUGCCGAAGCCGGCAGGGAGGGCUGGAGCACCCACACCUGAUGGAGGUGGAGGUGGGCGACGGCGAGGAGCAAGUGCAUGUGCAGCUGCGGCUGCGAGACGUGACGCGGCGGCUGGACGCCCUGCGAGGUAAGGGGAUGGCGGCCAUGUACUCGUGGUCGUGCAAGCGGAGCUACCGCGGCGGCUACGUGUGGCAUGACCUCUCCCACCCGGACGACCUCCUGCUCCCUACAGGACCCCACGACUACGUCCUCAAGGCCUCCCUUCUCCAUCUCCACCACCUCAUCGAUCCUCCUCCUCGCCACCAUCCCUUGAUCACCUCCACCAGCAGCAGCGCUCAUCACUCUUUGCCACCUCAUGCUGCCGCUGCUGCUCACGUCUCUCUUGUAUCCUCUUCUUCCACCGACGCCAACGCCAACAGCGUCGUCGUUGGCGAUGACCAAUGCACCUCCUCCUGUAGGACUCAGCCACAUUCAUCAUCGUCGUCGUCGUCAUCUUCUUCCUCCUCUGCCUCUUCUUCAGGCAGCAGCUCGUCCCAUAAUAACAACAGCAAAGAGAAAGAGGACGAGAAGCAAGUAGUGGGCGAGGCGCGCAGGCCUGCAGCAGCUGUGGUGGUUGCGUCGGCGGCAACGCAGACAGAUGACGACAGCUCCUUUACUGUUACUGGAUCGAUUGCGGCGCCAUCUGCCCAAAAGCAGGGAGCGGCAGGAGGAAGAGGCAGCAGCAGCAGCAGCAGCCGGAGCCUCGAGUCACUGAUAAUGGCCGAAUAUUCCGGCUUCAGGAGUAUGCUGGAAGAUGAUGAAGAAGAAUCAGCAGGAGGCGCAGAUAACAGCAGCAGAAGAAGAAGAAGCUGUUCCAUGUCGAUUUACAGGGUGAAGCCGGCCAACCUGCUCAUGCGUCUCAUCGCUUGCGGUUGCGGCUCCUCCAUUCCCAUUCCAGCGGCUGCGGCUGCGGCUGCUAAGCAGCAGCUACAGCAGGUUGAGUCUUUGCCAUUGUCGCCGGUGCUGUCUCCUCUGUCUCAUCUCGUCAAUAAGCAGCAGCUGCCUCAUGAGCAGGAUCGUUUUUCCGGUGGUACAAUCAGUACUAGUAAUGCUAAUGCAGCAGGGAAGCUCAAGUACGUAUAUAUACAUGUGCCGGCCACUCCUCCUGCACCUGCUAGCGCGAUUACAUUCAUACAUUCAGUAUUUAUUAAUUAUACAUUCUUCUUCGGCUUAAAAUUAAUUAAUUGCAGAGUUGCUGAUGAUAAUGCACCACCACUAGUACAGUCCCAAAUAGAAUGCUCAAAUGCACCCAGGCCGGAGGAUUUUGUUAGCUCGGCAGCAGCAGCUGCUGGUAAUACUACAAACGAACUGGCACAUUCAAGGCCGGUAGUCGUAGCAUUCCGUCUUGACAAACACGACGACAAGGUCAUCAAGAUCGAGGAGAGGCUUGCUUCUGGAGCCCGCGUUACCAUAUCCAGUAGCACUGUGCACCCAGCUGCAGGUGGCUUGGCUUGUUCCUCUAAUUAUCAACUCCAUCGUCGUCGUCACAGUGGCGGCCUUGCUUAAUUAUUUUCCUCCACUAUUUCGCUGUCAAACUCAAAUGUACCGUCCACAGCACAUCUUCCACGAAAAUAAUAAUAAUAAUAAGCUGUUCUGGUAGAGUCACACAACCAGAUCGAUGUCUCUUCUUAUACCUUCAAAAAGAAGCUACAAUUAAGCUUUAUGUAUGUGCCAAUAAGCUAUCGUC